Sebastes umbrosus (honeycomb rockfish) is the source of this 3216-nucleotide messenger RNA. RefSeq names its product solute carrier family 20 member 1a (gene slc20a1a). Lineage: Eukaryota; Metazoa; Chordata; Actinopteri; Perciformes; Sebastidae. Bases 748 to 2646 code for a protein of 632 amino acids. Gene Ontology annotation, biological process: phosphate ion transmembrane transport. The transcript is spliced from 15 exons. Gene Ontology annotation, molecular function: phosphate transmembrane transporter activity. Gene Ontology annotation, cellular component: membrane. The record is from RefSeq and is a predicted model, not a curated record.
AUUGUUCUUUUUGUUACGAAGGUACGAGGAAAAUGAAGAGGAAAAUGAAGAGGAAAAGGCAGAAGCCGAUGGACUCCUUUUUCAAGACAAGUAGUCAUGUGGUGGUCUAACAACAAAGAAGAAAGACAUUUCAGGAAAAUAAGUGCCCAUGGAAUUGACUACCAGGCUGAUUUCGGUGAAUUCUGCCUAAAAGGACGACAUCGAGGUCAGUUCAACACCAUCACAGCAGCAGGACAGUGAAUGAUCACCUGUUCUACAUGAGCCAGGUUAAACAAAAGGUGCGAGAUGCGCCAUCUGUUGGUGACACCCAGAGUCAGUGAUCAACACCCCCCAGGGAGUCACAGCCAGGCCUCUACUAUGGAAACUGCACUGAACCAUGUUCACAGUGGACACAGCACACAGGAGGACCAACCAGAGCACUCAGAGCCAAAACACGCAGAGAAAAACUUCCACUUUGCUCUCACAUUCAUCAGAGGCUCGCUGUCACAAUGGACGUCUCUCCCGUCUCUGUACCCUGUCAUAUUAUGAUGAAGCCUACAGACAAACCCUACAUACCUAGCUAGCAAUACAUUUAGAUUUCUUCCCUUUUAGCACUUUUAGAACUGAACUAAAGGGCUCUUUAAUCCAUUUUGUGGUAGAAAUUUAUUUAUAAACGCAUAUUACCUCAUAAGUCACCAUCAAAAUAUAAUAAAUUGGCUUUUUAUUUUAAUCUCUGAUUGUUUUAAUUAAAUUAAUUUAAGAGUAGUGAUGGAUACAACUACACUAGCAACCCUGGCUGCUGCCACUACCGUGGCUCUGGCCACUCAAACUACCAUGACGGGCUACUUGUGGCUGUUGGUGAUAGGCUUCAUCAUUGCCUUCAUCCUGGCUUUCUCUGUGGGGGCCAACGAUGUGGCCAACUCCUUCGGUACGGCGGUGGGCUCCGGAGUGGUCACCUUGCGUCAGGCCUGCAUCCUGGCCUCCAUCUUUGAGACGGUGGGCUCCGUGCUGCUGGGGGCCAAAGUCAGCGAGACCAUCCGAAAAGGCAUCAUUGACGUCGAGAUGUACAACGGCUCUGAACACGUCCUGAUGGCAGGAUCGAUCAGUGCGAUGUUUGGCUCUGCUGUGUGGCAGCUGGCUGCGUCAUUCCUGAAGCUCCCCAUUUCUGGAACCCACUGUAUUGUUGGAGCCACAAUUGGCUUCUCCAUGGUAGCCAGAGGUCACCAAGGGGUCAAAUGGAUGGAGCUACUGCGCAUUGUGGCAUCCUGGUUCCUGUCUCCUUUGCUGUCGGGCAUCAUGUCAGGGAUUCUCUUCUAUUUUGUUCGCAGAUUCAUUCUGAACAAGGCUGACCCCGUACCCAACGGUCUCAGAGCUCUUCCCAUCUUCUACGCCAUCACUGUGGGCGUCAACCUCUUCUCCAUCAUGUUCACAGGAGCACCAAUGUUGGGUUUUGACAGGGUGCCGUGGUGGGGUACACUGUGCAUUGCGCUGGGCUGUGCCUUCGUCACAGCUUUGGCCGUUUGGUUCGUUGUCUGUCCGUACCUCAAGAAGAAAAUCAAACGAGAAACAGCGGAUGCUCCCUGUGAAACUCCACUAAUGGAGAAGAACCCCAGCAAACCUGCGCCAGCAGAGCAGCCCUCAACUCCUCGUGAACCCCAGACUCCUCCAGUAGACAGUCAGAAGGUGGCUUUCAAACUUGGAGGCUCAGAGGAAGCAGAUUUGGACAACAAUGACAUGGAAACCAAAGACUUGGAUAUCAGUAAUGGUCUGAAUGGCAAUUUUGGCCCCAUGAUGAUCACUGAUCCUCACAGUGGACGCUCCCACACGAUCCACAAAGAUUCUGGCCUGUACAAAGACCUGCUACACAAGCUUCACGUGGCUAAAGUUGGCGACUGCAUUGGCGACAGUGAUACAGAGGAGCGGCCCAUUAGGAGGAACAACAGCUACACCUCCUACACCAUGGCGAUUUAUGGCAUUCAAGGAGAUCCUAAAUACAAGGACCUGGAUGGAGGGCUGCAGGGAAGGCCGAGGGUGGGCAGUAGCAGCAGCUACACCUCAACAGAGACCAAUGGGAGUACAGUCCAGGAAGAGACCGCGACUCAAACUGAAGCUGGCAAGGACGACGCUCUGGAAGAAGAUGAACUGGAGGUCGACCAACCGGCCGUCUCCUUGCUUUUCCAGUUCCUGCAGAUACUCACAGCAUGUUUCGGCUCCUUUGCUCACGGAGGGAACGACGUCAGCAAUGCGAUUGGUCCACUGGUGGCACUCUGGCUUCUGUAUGAGAGCGGCUCCGUGGUGUCCAACCAACCGACGCCCAUUUGGUUGCUUCUUUACGGCGGAGUGGGCAUCUGCGCUGGACUCUGGGUAUGGGGACGAAGAGUGAUGCAGACCAUGGGCAGAGACCUUACACCCAUUACACCCUCCAGUGGGUUCAGCAUUGAGCUAGCUUCAGCACUCACAGUUGUUGUGGCAUCCAAUAUUGGUCUUCCUGUCAGCACAACCCACUGCAAGGUGGGAUCCGUGGUGGCCGUGGGAUGGCUGCGCUCCAGGAAAUCCGUUGACUGGCGCCUGUUCAGGAACAUCUUCAUCGCCUGGUUCGUCACGGUUCCCAUCUGUGGUUUGAUCAGCGCUGCCAUCAUGGCUCUCUUCAUAUAUGUCAUCCUGUGAGCUUCCUACCACCAACAGUUUUUGUUUGACUGACUGAUAAAACUGUGCUAACAAACAUAUUCCACUUGGACUCUCUAUUAAUGAUGUGCAUAAUAUCAUUCAAUGUCAUUUCAAGGUCAAGCCAAUAAUGUUAUCUCACAGGAAUAUGUCCAUGAAUGAUGUAGGAUCGGAUAACACUGUUCAAAUAUCCUGUGGUCUUGUACAUCCCAAUGUAUAUUUGUAUAGAAGCAAUAUGUAUUAAAAAUCAAAUAAUUCCAUUUUGACUGAAAAGGAACAAAUAACAGUUAUAUUCUAUGUUUGCAUAUUUGAAUGUAAUAAAACGUGUUGCUUGAUUUGAAGGGAUUUCAAUGUAUUUUACUCACUAUUAAACAUUUUCCACUGAAUCGUAUUUAGUGUGUGUGCAUGUGGGAGGGAUCGGUUAGUAAAAACAAAACAUAAUGAUGCAGUUUUGUUUUAAAACACACUGACAAAGAUUCAUUAUUGUAUAAAUGAAACAACACGUGGUUUAUACCCUCCUCACCCCAUGUUCUCAUGUAUAGUAUUUGGGGAAAAUAAAGGUUUAAUGCUGUU